AUGUGGGGAAUACCCGUUUUACGUAUGUAUUGUAUGUAUGCUCCGCGGUAUUCCUGCAAGUUUAUUGUUCGAUAGCGGGGCAUUUCCAUCCCCGUGUGUAUAUACAUACAUAUAUAUACACAUAGCUUUGAUAAUUGGUGCAAAAUCAGCAGAACGUGGCAGAACGAGACUCGAGAGUACGCUAUUUGUGGUUAUCUUGUACUGUCAUCUACUUUAAUCAGUCACGGAUAGCAAGUCCGCUUUGUUUGUUCACACGGGUUUUACGCAAGCAUGAUUUAAGUAUUUUGCAUCAAACGAACGCAAAAUCUUAUUAUUUUCAAGACAAUUUUGUUUUCUACGACCAGUAAGUUUGGCAUUUAUCAUGGAGGCAUACGCGCGUGCUCCAGAUCCUUUAACAGAAGAUAAUAUAACUAGCAACUGGCAAACCUGGAAAGAAGAUUUCAUUAUAUUUAUGAAAGUAACUGGAUAUAUUGAUAAACCUAAUGAAGUACGAGCGAAUCUUUUGAAAAACCGGAUUGGAAAAGUUGGUAUUGAAGCAAUACAAAAUAUAUCUUUUAACAAUAUACGAGACAAAGAUGAUAUGGAUAUAUUGAUUGAAAAGCUUGACGAAUACUUUAAUUCUCCCAAAAAAGAGGCAGUUGAACGAUACCACUUUUUUACAAGAUCAAAAAAGCAAAAUGAGUCUAUUGAACAAUAUAUAAAUAUUUUAAGAGAAAAAGCUAAAACUUGCAAUUUUAAAGAUAUGACAGAUAGUAUUAUACGAGAUAAAAUCAUUCUUGACACUCACGACAAAAUAUUGCGUAAAAAAUUUUUUGAAGAAGACAAUUUAGAUUUGUCGAAAUUAGUAAUGAUUUACAAUGAUUACAAGAUUAAUACUGAAAAGAUUAAAGAAGUUACUAAAGAAAGUAGAACAGAAUCCAAAAAUUUUAUACCAAAACCAUCAAAUAAUGAUAAGAUGAAGAAAAGUUGUUGGAGAUGUGACUAUCAUCAUCCAUUUGGAAAGUGUCCUGCUUGGGGAUCAAAGUGCACAAAAUGUGAUAACAUAAAUCACUUUACUCACUGCUGCAAGGAUUCUAGAUUUAAAAUGAAUGAUGAUAAGGUGAAUAAAAAUGUACUGGAUCCAAUGCAACAAGCAAACAAACUCUCAGCCUUGAAGAAGGACAAAUGGAAUAAUCAAGCAAAUUUUACUACAAAAGUUACUACAGAUUCAAUGAAUAAAACGAUUAGUUUUCCUGAUAUUCCGACGACAUCUUAUGAUGCUGUAAAUUCACCUGUCAAUAAUGAUUCUACUUUUGAUUUUGUAAAUACACAUAAUAUAAGUUCAAAAUUAGGUUCCAAUAAUAUCACAAAUCACACAGCACAUUUGCCUAAAAGUACACAGUAUAACAGUCGUGCAUAUACUAAGGCAUAUCACGCUAAACCAGACGGAACAGUUAGCAGUUCAUAUUAUGGAGGCCAAAGUAUUCAAUUUAAACCUCAGCAGAUGAAAACAUCUACAGAUACUUCUCGAGUGCCGAACAAUUUUUCACAAUAUGCAUCACAUGAUACAUUGCAUAGCACGUUAUUUAAAAAUAAUCAAAAGAAAAAAUCAGAUAAAGAUGCUUGUAUAUUGUCCUAGAUUUUUUAUUAUAUCUUUUAUAUAUCUUAUAUAUUAUAUAAAAUAUAUAUUUUAUAAAAUUA
Messenger RNA from Wasmannia auropunctata (little fire ant), 1680 nucleotides. RefSeq lists its product as uncharacterized. The record is from RefSeq and is a predicted model, not a curated record. The transcript has 8 exons. NCBI's taxonomy places the organism in Eukaryota, Metazoa, Arthropoda, Insecta, Hymenoptera, Formicidae. Bases 362 to 1618 code for a protein of 418 amino acids.